Messenger RNA from Loxodonta africana (African savanna elephant), 2550 nucleotides. RefSeq names its product glutathione S-transferase zeta 1 (gene GSTZ1). Gene Ontology annotation, molecular function: glutathione transferase activity; maleylacetoacetate isomerase activity. The transcript has 12 exons. Bases 1039 to 1770 code for a protein of 243 amino acids. Gene Ontology annotation, cellular component: cytoplasm; mitochondrion. Gene Ontology annotation, biological process: glutathione metabolic process; L-phenylalanine catabolic process. NCBI's taxonomy places the organism in Eukaryota, Metazoa, Chordata, Mammalia, Proboscidea, Elephantidae. The record is from RefSeq and is a predicted model, not a curated record.
CGCGAAGUUUCCAGCCCUGGAAGAGGAUUCUCUAGAAGUGUGAGAUGCAAGCUGGGAAGGGCAUCCAGAUGUUGACCCUCGCCUCUCUUCCGCACAGCCCUGUGUGCUCCUCUCCCAGCCGGUCAGUCCGACAGGUCCUAAGAAUUAAAGGAUGGCCUUCUAGGGAUGCUUGCAUUUUAAAAGAGCACCAGGGGCGAGGGAAGGCAGUGGCACAUCACAAUCGUUUGGACAGCUUCUGGGUUGUAACAUGCUUGUGCCGUCCCGGGGCCCUCCCUAGAGCUACCUAGAGAAAAGGGCUCGGGAAUCUACAUGUUAAACAAGCGCCCCGAUGAUUCUUAUUUGCGCCAAAAUUUGAGGACCGCUUUUGUAGCUGGAAGGAUGGGCUGUAGCAUCACUUUAAUACUGUAUACAGGGUCGCUAUGGGUUGGAAUCAACGGCAACUAAUUUGGUUUGGUUUUUUAAUACUGUAUAGCCCUCCCAUUUCCAGGUGGGAUUUUAGCGGUUUUUCUCAAAAACCAUGUGUAAGAGACAGUUUAAAAAUAAAAUCUGGAAGAGUAAUCAGAAUCCGGAAUUGGACGGGGAACAAAAUUCUUCUAGGAGUGACGAUAAGAUGGAUAUUUUACUUGAGCUUAAAAAAUUUAGCUCUACAAAUGCAGAAAAGGAACACAUGAUGGUUUGUAUAGUUGCCACUGGUAAGAGAAAAAGCAGAAAUUAAACAUCUAAGAGAUUUCAUGUUUCCUGCUUAAAAGCCAGCAAGAGACAUAAUGGGGACAUUUACCGUGACUCUGUGAUCACCUUCAUUAUAGGUCAAAGGUGUAACAUGAAGCAAAUUGGAAAGGCAUUUUUCCAGGGAGCUAAGCUAAUGUUUGCUUCUCUCCAGUGGUCUAUUUCUCACCAACAGUCUCUGCCUCUUGGCCCUACUUGGCCCCUCCAACCUGGCCAGGUAGGGAAGGGGCUGCACCUCUAGCUAAGGAGCAUCCAGUUUUGGUCACCCAACUCCUCUUCUAAGGACACUUAACUACCUGUCAACUGUCCUGCAUGCCAGGACCAUCUUCACUUUCCCCACAAAAGUUCUGUGAGAGAUUUCCUGGGAGCUUGAAAGUCACUGGUGGCACAAUGGCUGAGUCCAGCAAGCCUAUCCUGUACUCCUAUUUCCAAAGCUCCUGCUCAUGGAGAGUUCGAAUUGCUCUAGCCUUGAAAGGCAUUGACUAUGAGACGGUGCCUGUCAAUCUUGUGAAGGAUGGGGGGCAGCAGUUCUCUGAAGAAUUCCAGGCACUGAAUCCCAUGAAGCAAGUGCCAGCCCUGAAGAUUGAUGGACUCACCAUUAGCCAGUCACUGGCCAUCAUUGAGUACCUGGAGGAGACUCGGCCCACUCCGCGACUCCUGCCUCAGAACCCAAAGCAGAGGGCCACCGUGCGCAUGAUUUCGGACCUCGUUGCUAGCGGCAUCCAGCCCCUGCAGAAUCUGUCUGUCCUGAAGCAAGUGGGUCAGGAGAGCGGGCUGGCCUGGGCCCAGAAGGUCAUCAAUACUGGCUUUAAUGCUCUGGAGAAGAUCCUGCAGAGCACAGCGGGGAAGUACUGUGUGGGAGAUGAGGUUUCCAUGGCUGAUCUGUGUCUGGUGCCUCAGGUGGCAAAUGCUGAAAGGUACAAGGUGGAGGUCACUCUUUACCCUACCAUCAGCCGCAUCAACAAGACUCUGCUGGCCUUGGAGGCCUUCCAAGUGACUCAUCCCUGCCGGCAGCCAGAUACGCCCCCUGAGAUGAGGGCCUAGCUCCCAAAACUGCCCCACUGUUGUCAGAUCUGUGAAGAAUAACCAGUGGACACCUAAUCCUGAUAUGAUGGAGGCCACAAAAGAGGGGGUCUUCCUGGAGUGGGACUGGCUGCAAUGGAUGAAGAAGAUGUGGAAGGUCUUCCAACUCCAUGGAAGUAAUCAGUUCUAGAAAAUAAUUUAGAAAGACAAAAGCAGGAGGGAGGUGCUGCCAGGAAAUACCUGAGAACAAAGCAAAAAAUACAGAAUUUUGUCCCAAAGUAAUUUUACAUACCCAUUAAGAAAAGUAAUAAAACUAUUGGACAAGCAGGUGGAUAUGCAUAUUCAUAAAAUAAGCACUUGAUUUAAACAUUUAACUGGUUCCUCCUAACUUUUAAACAUAACUUAAUUAGCUCUGGAUUCCAAGAUCACAAGCAGGCAUCACUCCACUUUGGGAGAAUACUCUGAACUAAGAUUGCUGCUGAGUUUAAGCCAGAACUACAUGGGUUAAAAACUAUCAAGACUGUUCAUUCCUGAGGUUCACACUUCAUCCAAAGAUUAGACAGACCCAUAAAACAAAAUGAGACUAAAGGGGAACACCAGCCCAGACCCAAGGACUAGAAGGCAGGAGGGGACAGGAAAGCUGGUAAUAGGGAACCCAAAGUUGAGAAGGGAGAGUGCUGACAUGUUGUGGGGUUGUUAACCAAUGUCAUAAAACAAUAUGUGUGCCAACUGUUUAAUUAGAAGCUAGUUCUGUAAACCUUCAUCUAAAGUAGAAUUAAAGAAAAAACUAUCAAGACUGAA